AUGGCGGGGGGCCGCCGGGGACUUGUGGCCCCUCAGAAUACUUUUUUGGAGAAUAUCGUGAGACGGUCGAACGAUACCAACUUUGUGCUGGGAAAUGCUCAGAUCGUGGACUGGCCCAUUGUCUACAGCAAUGAUGGUUUCUGCAAGCUGUCUGGGUACCACAGGGCCGAGGUGAUGCAGAAGAGCAGCACCUGCAGCUUCAUGUACGGGGAGCUCACAGACAAGGACACGACGGAGAAAGUGCGACUAACGUUUGAGAAUUAUGAGAUGAACUCGUUUGAAAUACUGAUGUACAAGAAGAACAGGACGCCUGUUUGGUUCUUUGUGAAGAUUGCGCCAAUUCGAAACGAGCAGGAGAAGGUGGUCCUGUUUCUGUGCACGUUCAGCGAUAUAACGGCCUUCAAACAGCCCAUCGAAGACGAUUCCUCUAAAGGCUGGGGGAAGUUUGCCCGACUGACUCGAGCUCUAACGAGCAGCAGAGGAGUGUUACAGCAGCUGCAGCCCACGGUCCACCAAGGAGAGAAUGUGCACAAGCACUCCCGCUUAGCCGAGGUUCUGCAGCUCGGCUCGGAUCUCCUCCCUCAGUACAAGCAGGAGACGCCCAAAACCCCCCCUCACAUCAUCCUGCACUACUGCCUCUUCAAGACCACGUGGGACUGGGUCAUCCUCAUCCUCACCUUCUACACGGCCAUCAUGGUGCCCUACAACGUCUCCUUCAAGACCAAGCAGAACAACGUGACCUGGCUGGUGGUGGACAGCAUCGUGGACGUCAUCUUCCUGGUGGACAUCGUUCUGAACUUCCACACCACGUUCGUGGGGCCCGCCGGCGAGGUCAUCUCCGACCCCAAGCUGAUCCGAAUGAACUACCUGAAGACCUGGUUUGUCAUCGACCUGCUGUCGUGUCUGCCCUACGACGUCAUCAACGCCUUUGAGAACGUGGACGAGGGCAUCAGCAGUUUGUUCAGCUCGCUGAAGGUGGUCCGGCUCCUCCGUCUGGGGCGGGUCGCCCGGAAACUGGAUCACUACAUCGAGUACGGGGCGGCCGUGCUGGUCCUGCUGGUGUGUGUCUUCGGACUGGCUGCCCAUUGGCUCGCCUGCAUCUGGUACAGCAUCGGCGACUACGAGAUCAUCGAUGAAGAGACCAACAUCGUGCGGGAGGACAGCUGGCUCUACAUCCUGGCCGAGUCGGCGGGCUCGCCCUACCGCUACAACGCCAGCGGCUCAGGGAAGUGGGAGGGCGGGCCCAACAAGGACUCGGUCUACAUCACCUCCCUGUACUUCACCAUGACCAGCCUGACCAGCAUCGGCUUCGGAAACAUCGCCCCCACCACGGACGGGGAGAAGAUCUUCGCCGUGGCCAUGAUGAUGAUCGGAUCCCUGCUUUACGCCACCAUCUUUGGUAACGUGACCACAAUCUUCCAGCAGAUGUACGCCAACACGAACCGAUACCACGAGAUGAUCAACAGUGUCCGGGACUUCCUGAAGCUCUACCAGGUCCCCAAAGGCCUGAGCGAGAGGGUCAUGGACUACAUCGCCUCCACCUGGUCCAUGUCCCGGGGCAUCGACACCGAAAAGGUGUUGCAGAUUUGCCCGAAGGACAUGAGAGCCGAUAUUUGUGUUCAUCUCAACCGGAAGGUUUUCAAAGAGCACCCGGCUUUCCGGCUGGCCAGUGACGGCUGCCUCAGAGCUCUGGCCAUGGAGUUUCAAACCAUCCACUGUGCUCCCGGAGACCUCAUCUACCACGGUGGAGAGAGCGUGGACAGCCUCUGCUUCGUGGUGUCCGGUUCUCUGGAGGUCAUUCAGGAUGAUGAGGUGGUGGCCAUCUUAGGUAAAGGUGAUGUGUUCGGGGAUGUUUUCUGGAAGGAGGUGACUCUGGCCCAAGCCUGCGCCAACGUGCGAGCGCUGACCUACUGUGACCUCCACGUCAUCAAGCGCGACGCCCUGCAGAAGGUGCUGGAGUUCUACACGGCCUUCUCCAACCACUUCUCCAGAAAUCUGCUGCUCACUUAUAACCUGCGAAAAAGGAUCGUCUUCCGAAAGAUCAGUGAUGUGAAACGUGAGGAAGAGGAGCGGCAGAGGCGUAAAAAUGAAGCCCCUCUGAACCUGCCGCCGGACCACCCGGUACGAAAACUCUUCCAGCGCUUCCGACAGCAGAAGGAGGCUCGUUCCACGCCGGACAAACCGCAGCCAGAGGAUCACGACAUCGAAAAGGGCCCCUUGUACGUGGACGUCCCGUUGGCCAAGACAGCCCUUCCCACAAGCAGCAUCGUCACGGUAACAGAGAGCCCAGCAACGCCCUCAUCUUCAACACCUUCAUCUUCAACACCCUCCAAAUGUCCCCUGUCAGACAAGGUGAAGCUACAGGUGCCGUCUCCCGUCUCUCUGGUCGGAGGCCGGCCUGCUGAACCAGUUAAAGCCAAAGGGUGGGGUCGUUUCAAGGAGUCCAUGGCCAAACCCGACAACUGGAACAAAGUGUCUAAAGCCGAAUCCAUGGAGGUUCUGCCCGAACGGACAAAAGUGCACGAGUCACAGACGUCUCUAAAGAAGACAGACUCAUGUGACAGCGGUAUCACCAAAAGCGACCUGCGGCUGGACAAAGUGGGCGAGUUCCGCCUGACGCCGCAGGAGCGCAGUCCCGUGCUGCCUCCGGAGACCCGGCACGCCUUCUAUCCCAUCCAGGAGCAAACGCUCCAGGCCUCGCUGCAGGAGCUGAAGCUGGAGCUGAAGGAAGACCUCUCGAGCCUGAACGUUCGGAUGUCCGGGCUGGAGGUGCAGCUGACAGAAGCCCUUCAGCUCCUCAAAGCCAGGCAGUCGAGAGCCGGCUCCCCGCAGCAUCUCUUUGACAUCUCCAGACCUGGUUCGCCGGAACUGGGCAAAGAGGAUAUCUUCUCCUGA
Limanda limanda (common dab) is the source of this 2895-nucleotide messenger RNA. It is a transcript of the gene kcnh1a, whose product is annotated as potassium voltage-gated channel, subfamily H (eag-related), member 1a. Gene Ontology annotation, cellular component: membrane. The coding region runs from base 1 to 2895 and encodes 964 amino acids. Gene Ontology annotation, biological process: regulation of membrane potential; potassium ion transmembrane transport. The record is from RefSeq and is a predicted model, not a curated record. Gene Ontology annotation, molecular function: delayed rectifier potassium channel activity. Lineage: Eukaryota; Metazoa; Chordata; Actinopteri; Pleuronectiformes; Pleuronectidae. The transcript has 12 exons.